Molecule: messenger RNA, 547 nt
Organism: Amyelois transitella
Lineage: Eukaryota; Metazoa; Arthropoda; Insecta; Lepidoptera; Pyralidae
Product: protein LLP homolog
Exons: 1
Coding region: 81-509 (142 amino acids)
Biological process (GO): dendrite extension
Cellular component (GO): nucleolus
Molecular function (GO): RNA binding
Source: RefSeq, a predicted model, not a curated record
CAUUGAUAUUUCUUUUCCUUCACGAACGUGCUGCAAAUUGCAACGCACGUCUCAAUAACAAAAAUAUUUUCUGAUCAACUAUGGCGAAAUCAUUACGCAGUAGAUGGAAGCGAAAAUGUCGAGCUAUCAAGCGGGAACGAUAUGCUGUAAAAGAACUGGCCAGGUUAAAGAAAAUGCUUGGUAUUAAAGAGGAAGAAAAGGUAACAGAAAGUGAGGUUAUGGAAUCAGAUCAAGUGAUAUUUUUGGAUGCUGGUCAAAUUGGCAAGAAAAAGCGCAAAAAUCUGGAGAAACCUGCCGAGGAGGAUCCUGACGAUGUGGAAAUGAGUUCGGACGACGAAAAAAUUGAAGUUGAAGGAGAUAAUGGUAAAAAACGCGUCUUUAGUUCAAAAACUUUAAAGGAUCAAAACGGACAAUAUCCAGUCUGGCUGCACAAGAGGAAAAUAGCGAAAAUAAAUAAAGUCGGCGCCAAGAAAAAUAUCAAAAAGAAAGCCAAGAAACGCAGAAAGUAAUUGUAAGUGAAUAUAAUAAAAAAUUUAAAUUUAUUAAA